Molecule: messenger RNA, 2721 nt
Organism: Oikopleura dioica
Lineage: Eukaryota; Metazoa; Chordata; Appendicularia; Copelata; Oikopleuridae
Source: the annotation of a GenBank genome assembly
AUGGUCCGACGAAUCGACAAGUUCCUCCAUGCCCUGAAGAAGGAAAAAGAGGAGGAAGAAGCUCAAUUACUCGAGCUUCUCGCUGGAAAUUCUUCGGCAAAACAGCUGCAGCGCGCUGGAAAAGCUUUGGCGAACCAAGUCGUUCAAGCAGUCAGAACUGGUCUUUUCGAACGAAUGGUUGUCACAUGCUCUCCUGCUCACGGAGGAGCCUUUCCAGCGACAGAAAUCUCACAUGGAAAACCCGUGAUUCUGCGAAUGCCAGACACGACUUACAGAGGCUUCGUUUUCUCCACCUCCGAAAUGUCGGUCGAUGUCUGCGUUGAUGUCGGCGAGGAUGGCGAAAAAAUCGCAGUUGGAGAUCGACUGGACAUCAUGCCAGCACCGGACGAUAUCACUUACCGUCGAAUGAAAGCAGCUUCAGAGGAAAUGAAAAAAGUUAUCGAGCAGAAUUCAAGUAGAACUGUCGACAUCAUCUUUGGAGAGUCGCAGCCAGCGCCGCAUGUGUCGACGGAGAGCUUUUUGAAGCCAAAAACGGAUGUCAAGAACUUGAAUAAAGAACAACUUGAAGCUGUGGGAGCUUCACUGGCGAUUCAAGACUUAAUGUGUCUUCAUGGACCGCCUGGAACGGGAAAAUCAACGACUGUAGCUGCCAUUGUCGCCGAAGCUGCCCAGCGAGGAAUCAAAACUAUAGUCACGUGUCCAUCGAACGCAGCCGUCGAUGCGCUUGUUGAGAAGCUGGCAAAAAGGCGUGAAGUGGUGGUCACGCGACUGGGGCAUCCGGCCAGAACUUCACCACAUUUACGGCAAUACACACUUGAAGCGAAAAUGGCUGAUGUUGAGAUGCUCAGAGAUCUCAAAUCCGACAUGUUCGCUGCCUCCGGUCGAGAACGAGGAACCCUCCGAAAAGAGCUCCGAGAUCGGGAGAAAAAGUGCUCUGCCGAAAUUCUCAAAAACUCUCAUGCUGUCAUUGCUACAUGCACUGUUGUUGGAAUGAAAUCCAUCCUCGAUGUUAUUGAUGAUCCAGAUCAUUUUGGCCUUGCGAUUGUUGAUGAAGCCGGACAAGCAGUAGAGCCAGCAAUUUAUCCGAUUCUUAGAAGAUGUUCGAAGAAGUUGAUUUUGGCGGGAGAUCCAGCGCAGCUUCCACCAACGGUGAUGUCAAAGGGUGCGUCGAUUCUGACUAAGACGCUACUCGAAGACUUGAUGACACGAUUUCCGGCAAAUACAGUCCUACUGAAGCGACAGUAUCGAAUGAAUAAGAUGAUUUCUGACUGGGUGUCUGACAGUAUGUACAAUGGAGAACUAAUUGCUGAUGAGUCGGUCAAAGAUCACACGCUUGCUGAUUUAUUACAGAAUGUGACUGAAGUAGGAAAAUUAUCUGGAGCGGAUUUUCUGGAAGAUAUCAUCAGCUCACCGUUGACUUUAAUCGACACAGUCGGCAGUAAUAUGGACGAAGAUCAAUUCAGCGAAGACCAAUCCAAGUCAAAUCCAGGGGAAGCUCUUUUAGCGACUCUGACCACGAAGCUUUUGAUAAGCGCGGGGAUCAAGGCAAAGAAUAUUGCGAUAAUUUCUCCGUAUGUUGCACAAGUUCAACUCAUUGCCAAGCUUGUUGGCCCUUCUGUGUCGGUCAGGACUGUCGAUGGAUAUCAAGGAGGAGAAGCAGAAGUAGUCAUUCUCUCCUUGGUUCGAUCCAAUUCUGAUGGAACGACCGGUUUCUUAUCGGACAAAAGACGACUGAACGUCGCGGUGUCCCGUGCUAGAAGAAGCUGUAUUAUUAUUGGUGAUAGUGGGACAGUAACGAGGGAUAGUUUUAUCGAAAAGAUGUUCGAGUACUUUGGCGAAAACGCGACUCUCAUAAGUCCAAAUCAAUUUCAGACCUGUGAAGAAUAUGAGAGCAUUGCCGAAUCAGCAGGCUUUUCAGCUGGGAAAAAGAUCCCUGUUCAUUCUCAUGCAGUAGAAAUAGAAGCGUCAGUACCAGAACCAAAGCGACCAAAAAAGCCUGCAGAAGGGCAAAAAAGUGAUCCAAAACCGAAAAACGCACCAAAAAGCAAGCUUGAAAAACGACUGGAAAAGCAGGUGCAAGAAGCACAAAACAAACCGUCUGUCAACGAAAUGAUUUCCGAAAGCGUCAAAGAAGCUGUGCCAACUCUUUCGAAGCCAUUUUCUGAGCUGAAAAUUGAAGAACCGGAGCAAGGAAAAUGCCCAGAUUGCAAUAAAGCAAUGCCAGUUUCAAAUCUAGAGCUCCAUCAAAUUCACUGUGCUCGACUGAGACGAAUGCGGCCAGAACCAGUGGAAAACGACAAGCCAGAGAAAGAGAAAAUGAAGAAGCAAAAGAAGGCGGAUUUUAUGUAUCAAGUUCAAUCCCUCUUGAUCCGUUUUGGUAGAAUAACAAAGAACACGAAAGACCCCGCGCUAGAAAAAGACUACGAUGAUGACGAUGCUCUUUUGGCAGCCGCAAUGGCGUCAGCUGGACAAUGCGCAUUUGGAACUUGCACCGUUUCUGUUAGAGUAAUGCCUUUUGCUUGUUCAACUUGCUCAAAGCACUUUUGCGGCACUCAUAAAUUUCCGGAAAGUCAUGGAUGUAAAAGUAUACCGAUGAAUCAGCGAAAGGGAAGCUCGUCUUCCUAUAAUUUGAAGCAAAAACAACUGAAGAACAAGCUCGGUUCAAAACUGAAAGACAUGGAAAAAGGCAGACAAGCUACAAAAAAGACCAAGAAGAAAUAA